Paramecium pentaurelia is the source of this 845-nucleotide messenger RNA. NCBI's taxonomy places the organism in Eukaryota, Ciliophora, Oligohymenophorea, Peniculida, Parameciidae. The record is from the annotation of a GenBank genome assembly.
UAAUGUUUGCUAAUCUUCCAGGAAAAGUAGCUUUGAUUACUGGUUCAACAAGUGGCAUAGGUUUGUCUGUUGCAAAGAAAUUGGCAUCUUAAGGUGUUCAUAUAGGACUCAAUGGAUUUGCAAAACCAGAAGAAGUUACUGCAAUCAGAAAAGAAAUAGAAAGCUAAUUUAAAGUAAAGACCUUUUAUCAUGGUGCUGAUUUGAAAGAAGGAACUUAAGUAUUUUAUAUAAAAUAUAGUAUAGGUUAAAAGUAUGGUCUAAGAAACUAGUAAAGCUUUAGGAAGUGUUGAUAUCUUAGUAAAUAAUGCUGGAAUACAAUAUAUUGAAACAGCAGUUAACUUCCCAGAAUAGAAAUUCAAUGACAUUAUUGCUAUAAAUCUCACUGCUGCAUUUCUUACAACUAAAUAUGCAUUACCAUAAAUGCUUGAUAAAAAUUGGGGUCGUAUUAUCAAUAUAGCUAGUGUUCAUGGUAAUAAACAUCAUUUAUUAAAUAGGUUUGGUUGCUUCUGUAAACAAAUGUGCAUAUGUAGCUGCAAAACAUGGAAUUGUUGGAUUAACAAAAGCAACAGCUCUUGAAGUUGCAAAAACAGGAGUUACUAUUAAUGCAGUUUGUCCUGGAUGGGUAAUGACCAAAUUGAUAGAGACAUAAAUCUAAUAAAGAGCUGAUUAAUAUAAGAUAUCAUUUGAAGAAGCAUAAAUUAAAUUAUUAGAAGAAAAGUAACCAUCUGUAACACCAGUAUCAACUGAUUAAUUAGGAGAUUUGAUUACAUUCUUAUGUUCAAAUUCAGCUUCAUAAAUCAAAGGAUCUGCCUAUACAAUGGAUGGAGGAUGGACAGCAUAAUGAU